Messenger RNA from Pocillopora damicornis (cauliflower coral), 2700 nucleotides. Its product is annotated as G protein-coupled receptor 161B. Gene Ontology annotation, biological process: G protein-coupled receptor signaling pathway. The record is from RefSeq and is a predicted model, not a curated record. Lineage: Eukaryota; Metazoa; Cnidaria; Anthozoa; Scleractinia; Pocilloporidae. Gene Ontology annotation, cellular component: membrane. Gene Ontology annotation, molecular function: G protein-coupled receptor activity.
AGUUAAUUGUGAUCUGUAAAACCUUUUUGUACCCAUUUUCCGCCCCAACCUUUCAAAGUGGUAACAAACCGUUUUAAUAAAAACAUAAGUUCAGCCCCCCUAGUGAGCUCCAAAAUAUAAAUUAAUUCCUUAAUGACCUGAAGAAAGUUCACAAUAGACAGAGGUUGUUUUACAUGUGCAUUCGUUACAUAAUUACAUUAUUUCUUCUUCAUGCUAAAUAUUAGACAUGACAUAAUUUAAUUCCCCUCUCGCUUCCUGCGAACCGGUAUUUUACAUAAAAAGGACCAAUCACAUGAAAAUGCAUUUUACAUGACAGAUAACCCGUAAGAGAGAGCGCUAUAUUUGACCGGAUAUGUACGUUAUACGCAGUCCAAUUUAGUUAUUCACAAGCUCCAAGGGUCUUAAGAUGCGAACCAUUAUGUUUAGGAGGCACUGGCUAAUUGAAAUACCAGUCGAAUGCCAAGGGCGAUUCGAGCUUCGACGAAGAAUUUUCCUUGCGUGAGGAAAUUUUCGAUCUAAAACUGAAUUUUGCAAGUGUGAAGCCCAACUCGGUCUCUAAUAAGUUUCUAAAGAAAGGAAGGAUUCAAUAAUAUUAACAGAGACUGACUGAUGAUGGAAAGCUAGGACAAGUUAUCACCAUGGCUGUGGGUUUAGUUGUGGUGAUAGUGUUUAUGAUCGUGUCUACAGUCAUUGGGAACACUGCAAUCUGCUACAUUAUCUAUAGAGUGAGGCGUCUUCAUUCUCCUUCCUGUAUUUUCCUUGUGAAUUUGGCCAUCAAUGACAUUCUGGUGGCGUUGUUUCUACUACCAUUCAGCAUCGCAACCACGGCAAGUAAUUACGUUGUCGUGAGUAAAACUGGCUGCGACAUCAUUGGAUUCUUCCAACAUGCUACGAGCGCAGUCUCAGUUUUGACGCUUUUAUCAGUUAGCAUGGACAGGUAUCUAGCCAUACUAACUCCUCUGAAAUACAAAGGCUGGGUAACCCGUAACAGGACCGUUUUAUGCAUAUUCUUCAUCUGGUUUUAUGCGUUGUUAUCAGCGUGUUAUCCUCUUCUGGGAUGGAGUCGUUAUUAUGCUUUCCCUGGACAGUGGCUUUGCGAAUCCAAUUACCACAUAUCCGUUAGUUUUACAUACUUCAAAAUGACUACAAUCUACUUUAUGCCGCUGGUUUCUAUUAUUUUUAUUUACAUCAGUAUACUGCGAGUAGCUUUACGUCAUUCGAAGCAAAUCGCCCGCGAAGUAAAGGCAUUGCGUCAAAGGGAAAUGGCUGCAGUACUUGAGCCCGAACUUGGUGCACAAGUGUCAGCGGCGGUCAUAUCGGGACAAUAUUGCAUGCGCAAGCCGCAUUCUGCCCUCAGAGCAGAUAUCAAGACAGCUUUGACAUUGGCCUCGAUCGUUGGAGUGUUAUUUAUCGCCUGGACACCAUAUAUAGUGGUAAACCUGUGGUCCUCACACACAAGAAAUUAUGGGACGGAAUUACUACAGUCCAUUGUCUCUGGACUUUAUUACUCCACGGGAGUUAUAAAUCCUUAUUUAUACGGAUACUUGAACAGGAUUAUAAAAAGAGAAUUUAAAACUAUCUGGACAAAUACGCGCAGGUCUUUUUCUCAGAUCAGAGCGAACAAAAUCCAACAAGCGGAAAUAACAUCACGGAAGUCGUCUUAAUCUGAGGAUAUCUCUAUUCUGUUUGGAAAAAUUCUAAAUCAGCGUUAACGAUUGUUUUAUGCGGGGUGCACGUCCAUCGAUACAAGAAUCCCCUACGAAGUUUGGAGAGCACUCAAGAAGCUAGCGUUUUUUUCGGCUUCGCCUCAAGAAAUUCAUAAUGAACUCUCUUGCUCUUGCUCCCCGAGUAUUUCAUAUAUCGAUGAACGGACGCUGAAGUGUGAAAUACUUAUUUUGUAACAUUUUCAACGCGGUAAUUUAAAUGUUUUAGCCAAAGAAAUUCCCUCCAUGCAUUUCGCUUCAAUUUGGACGCACGCUUUAUCACAGGCCACCAAAGAAAUAUGAAGCACGCCAUUCAGAUGAAUAAAGCAGACUUUUCAAAAAGACCACCAAAGUUUUCGCUGGACAAGCUUUCCCUCGACAAGUGUCCUUGUUCAAAGUCCUUUCGUCCAGUCUUUGGAUGGGAGGAUUUUCCAAAGGAGUACUUUUCAUAUCAUAAAUUUAAAUUAGUUGCCAGGGAAACCUCGUCGACUUGAGAGGUAUAAAUGCAAUUUAGGACACUACUUAGGAGAGUCUGUACAAGAUCAUGUAUUAGACCUAAAUUAUCGGUUAAAAAUCUGAGAACAAAGUUUCCUGUCUAUAAUCUAUACUCAGUGCUCUGAUAAUUGUAUAGUAACUCCCCAACUAAGUAUGCUCAUAAGACCUUUAUCGAUUGUUUUCCCCUUUGGGAGUCCUCAGUCGCCCAUAAAUGUAAUUUUUUUUUUAAUGAAAAGACUGCAUUUUAACCUGUUUCUAAAUAUCAUUCUUUUUAGCUAGUUAUGCGAAGUAGAACUGUGUUCUCUUCUCUCCCAAAUUUUAUUUAAAUCUUUCUCCUACCCCAGCCCCCUCUCUCCUACACAUACUAAAUAUUUCUUAUGCGAGGCUAACUCAAGCAAGUUUUUUCUCCAUUUUGCUCACUUUUUUCCAUUUUUUUUAUUCAGUUUGCUUGGUCUGAACCGCUUUAAUUCUAAUUUUGGAGUCUUUAUUUGAUUUUUAUUUG